GGAGUUUCUUGUCUCUCGUUCCUUACCCAAUUUUUAUAUUCGAACCACUCAAGUCAAUUCAUCCGAUAAGCAAACAAACAAUGCCACCCCGCAAGCGCAAAGCCGCAGCCAUCGCGCAUGAUGACGACGCAGUCUCAACACCCGACUACUCCGCGCGUCGCCGCUCAACGCGCGUCUCUGCCUCCGCAAAGAAAAGCCAUUACUUUGAAGGCGGGGACUCUGAUUCCGACUCACCAGAAGCUUCCGCCGCUGCCAAAUCCAAAUCCAACGCCAAAUCCAAAGCCAAAGCCACACGCGGCAGGCCAAAGAAGGCCAAAGUAGAAGCCGAUUCCGACUUGGACGAAAACGACGACGAAGACGACGAAGACGCCUAUAACGACGACCCCGAAACCCAAAAUGACGACGACGACGACAAUACUCAUCAAAACAACAACAACAACGAAGAAGAAUCAGAUGAUUCCACUUCCUCCCCCAAGCUCACUUUCAUCCCCAUCCCCAAACUCCGCGACCCAAACGGCGUACCCUACACCCCCUCCACCAUCCACCCCAACACCCUCCUCUUCCUCGCCGAUCUGCGGCGCAACAACAAGCGCUCCUGGCUCAAACUCCACGACGCCGAGUACCGCCGCUCCCUCUCAGACUGGGAAUCCUACGCCACCUCGCUCACCGACGAAAUCAUCGCCUCAUGUGACUCCACCAUUCCCGAGUUACCCUUCCGAGACAUCAACUUCCGCAUUUAUCGAGACAUCCGCUUCAGCAAAGAUCCCACGCCUUAUAAGCCGCACUACAGCGCGAGCUGGUCGCGCACGGGACGGAAAGGCCCGUAUGCGUGUUACUAUGUGCAUGUGGAGCCGGGCAAGUGUUUUGUGGGUGGCGGGCUGUGGCAUCCUGAUGGGCCGGCGCUUGCAAGAUUGAGGGCUAGUGUGGAUGAGAGGCCGGGACGGUGGAGGAGGGUGUUGAUGGAUAAGACGUUUAGGGACACGUUUCUUGGGAAGGGGGGAAAGGAGUCGGAUGGUGGGUUGGAUGAAGAGAGGGCGGUUAUUAAGGCAUUCUGUGUGGCUAAUGCUGAGAAUGCGCUGAAGACUAAACCCAAGGGCUUCGAUGCUGAGCAUAGAGACAUAGAGUUGCUCAAGCUGCGCAACUUCACCGUGGGGAAGAAGUUGCCUGAUUCUGUCUUCACAUCAGAAAACGGGCAGGAACAGGUGCUUGAUGUUAUCAGGGCUAUGGUUCCGUUUGUAACGCACCUCAAUCGCAUCGUCAUGCCUGAUCCUGGCGACGAUGACGAUUCAGAAGAGGAAGAAGUUUGAAUGAAGCCGCUCGAGGGAAUGAACCCUUUGUCCUGUGUUUUGGAUUCGACUCCCAGUCUUUUGGAUAGCGAGCGAUAUCAGGAUCUGGAACUGCUUCAUAUUGUCGAUUCUUCUUCCCUUGCUUACUGACGAUGAAAUGAUACUCACCGCAACGGC
Molecule: messenger RNA, 1463 nt
Organism: Neurospora tetrasperma FGSC 2508
Lineage: Eukaryota; Fungi; Ascomycota; Sordariomycetes; Sordariales; Sordariaceae
Exons: 4
Coding region: 81-1307 (408 amino acids)
Source: RefSeq, a predicted model, not a curated record